GAGGCGGAGUUUGGGCGCUUUCCUAUUGCAUCAGCUGGCACGAGUGGCGCAAGCAGAGGAUUUCCGGGCGUUCAAGCCCAAUUCUAUCUGUCGUCCACUCUCCUGUGCAGCCUAUCGUUUUGGAUUUUUUUUUUUUUUUCUUUGGGGUGAUUUGCCGAUGUCUGAGGAGAAAGCCCACAGUCCUUCAGGAAAGAUGGGAGGCGAGGAGAAGCCGGUGAGUGCCGCUGAGGAAAAGCGAAAGGAAGGAGGCAAGAAGAAGAACAAAGAAGGAUCUGGGGAUGGAGGUACAGAGUUGAAUCCUUGGCCUGAAUAUAUUAACACCCGUCUUGAGAUGUAUAAUAAACUAAAAGCAGAACAUGAUUCCAUUCUGGCAGAAAAGGCAGAGAAAGACAGCAAGCCAAUUAAAGUCACCCUGCCCGAUGGUAAACAGGUUGAUGCAGAGUCUUGGAAAACUACACCCUAUCAAAUUGCUUGUGGAAUUAGUCAAGGCCUGGCUGACAACACUGUUGUUGCUAAAGUGAAUAAAGUUGUCUGGGAUCUAGACCGUCCUCUGGAGGAAGAUUGUACCUUGGAGCUUCUCAAGUUUGAGGAUGAGGAAGCUCAAGCGGUAUAUUGGCACUCAAGUGCUCACAUAAUGGGUGAAGCCAUGGAAAGAGUCUAUGGUGGGUGUUUAUGUUACGGUCCACCAAUAGAAAAUGGAUUCUAUUACGACAUGUACCUUGAAGAAGGGGGUGUGUCCAGCAAUGAUUUCUCUUCGUUGGAGGCUUUAUGUAAGAAAAUCAUUAAAGAAAAACAAGCUUUUGAAAGACUAGAAAUUAAGAAGGAAACAUUAUUGGAAAUGUUUAAGUACAACAAGUUCAAAUGCAGAAUAUUGAACGAAAAAGUGAAUACUCCAACUACCACAGUCUAUAGGUGUGGCCCCUUGAUAGACCUCUGCCGGGGUCCUCACGUCAGACACACUGGCAAAAUUAAGACUUUGAAAAUACACAAAAAUUCCUCCACGUACUGGGAAGGCAAGGCAGAUAUGGAGACUCUCCAGAGGAUUUAUGGCAUUUCCUUCCCAGAUCCUAAAAUGUUGAAAGAAUGGGAGAAGUUCCAGGAGGAAGCUAAAAACCGAGAUCAUAGGAAAAUUGGGAGGGACCAAGAACUAUAUUUCUUCCAUGAACUCAGCCCUGGAAGUUGCUUUUUCCUGCCUAAAGGAGCAUACAUUUAUAAUACACUCAUUGACUUCAUCAGGAGCGAAUAUAGGAAACGAGGAUUCCAGGAGGUAGUCACCCCAAACAUCUACAACAGCCGACUCUGGGUGACCUCGGGCCACUGGCAGCACUACAGCGAUAACAUGUUCUCCUUUGAGGUGGAGAAGGAGCUCUUUGCUCUGAAACCCAUGAACUGCCCAGGACACUGCCUUAUGUUUGAUCAUCGGCCAAGAUCCUGGCGAGAAUUGCCUCUGCGAAUAGCUGAUUUUGGGGUGCUUCAUAGGAAUGAGCUGUCCGGAGCACUCACAGGACUCACGCGGGUGCGAAGGUUCCAGCAGGAUGAUGCUCACAUAUUCUGUGCCAUGGAGCAGAUUGAGGAUGAAAUAAAAGGUUGUUUGGAUUUUCUGCGUACAGUAUAUAGCAUAUUUGGAUUUUCUUUUAAAUUGAACCUGUCUACUCGCCCAGAAAAAUUCCUUGGAGAUAUUGAAGUAUGGAAUCAAGCUGAGAAACAACUGGAAAAUAGUCUGAAUGAGUUUGGUGAAAAGUGGGAGUUAAAUCCUGGAGAUGGAGCUUUCUAUGGUCCAAAGAUUGACAUACAGAUUAAAGAUGCCAUUGGUCGCUACCACCAGUGUGCAACAAUCCAGUUGGAUUUUCAGUUGCCCAUCAGAUUUAACCUUACUUUUGUGAGCCCUGAUGGCGAUGAUAAGAAAAGGCCAGUGAUUAUCCAUAGAGCUAUCUUGGGAUCAGUGGAAAGAAUGAUUGCUAUUCUCACUGAAAACUAUGGAGGCAAAUGGCCCUUCUGGCUGUCUCCUCGCCAAGUAAUGGUAGUUCCAGUGGGACCAACAUGUGAUGAAUAUGCCCAAAAGGUACAGCAGCAAUUCCACGAUGCUAAAUUCAUGGUGGACAUCGAUCUGGAUCCAGGCUGUACAUUAAACAAGAAGAUUAGAAAUGCACAGUUAGCACAGUACAACUUCAUCCUAGUUGUUGGUGAGAAAGAGAAAAGCAGCGGCACUGUGAAUAUCCGCACCAGAGAUAAUAAGGUGCAUGGAGAACGCACUAUUUCUGAAACCGUCGGGCGGCUGGAGCAGCUCAGGCAGUCCCGCAGCAAACAGGCAGAAGAAGAAUUUUAAGGAACACCUUGGCCCAGAUUGGCUCCGUGGAAAAAGAUGAAUAUGUUUCCAUAACAAUAACUUUGUGCUCUGGAAAACAUCAGUGUAUAAUGACUUUGGAAUAGUUUGGCAGAGUCUGCAGAGAUGACUGCAGGAUCAACCUUUUUUUGACCUAGACAGAUUUUAGACAAUAUAUAUUUGAAGGAGGUAAUUAAAAGUGACACAGUAAAAUGAUUUUAUUCAUUAAGUUUCUAGGUACUGGAAAUAAACCAUGAGGCAUGCUCUAAAGUAAUGGGGAAGAAUGUUCUUAUAAAUUUAAUGCAGCUGAAAUAAAAUUUUUUCAAAUUUGAUUAACAUACAAGAAAGAUUAGAAUUGGGUUAUAAUGUAAAAAUAAAAAUUUUAAUCACUGAUUUCACCUGCUCUAUCCCUUGGGUCUAUACAGACCUACCUGAAACAAAUUGUGUUAUUCAAUAUGUAUCUUUUGUGUUUUAUAACACAGAUGAUGUAAGUUGGGUGGAGGGGUAAAAUCUAGAGUGUAUGCUGUUCUCAAACUGGGGUACGAACCAGGCACCUGCUUCGCAGUCAUAGGAUGACAUCUUGUAGGAAUGUCAUUUAACUUUUUUGUAGAUACACAUCUUUUAUUUUAUUUAUUUUUUUAACAAUGAGACAUAUACAGCUUUAUUUCAUUGUCGUAAGAAGUCGUACUCCGGCAGAGGGACACAUUUCCUGUCUCAGCAGAAAGCGAAUGCUACGCCUGAAAAGCUCCUUCUUAAGAUUGGACUCUGUAACCCUGAGCUGACAUCCUGAUGCCCUCAAAGCUGGGCCCUUGCUGUGUGGCAGCUGCUUUCACCCUCCUCCUGGUGACCCUCGCUGGGCGGCUGUGACCCCCUCAAAUAGCAGUGACUAAACAAUUUCACCUGGGCAGGCUGCACUUACACAUGGCCCUUCUCCUCUCCCAAAAAGGAGUUUACAGGAUUAACUUUCUGAGAACUGGGUUCUGUCUGAAUUUCAUAUAGCCUCUAUUAAGUCUGCUGAAAUCAAGGCUAUACUUAAUAGUAUCAAAUUGUGUUAAUGUCGGUCCCUCACUCUCCAGCCAUUUUCUUAUCAUACAUAAUUUUCAGGCCACACCACUCCCUUUUUGGGCGAUUGACUGGAGAGUUUCUCCUGGGAGAUGCUUCUUGCAGAUGUGUGGUAUGUGGUGUCAGACACUGCAGAAACAUCCGUUUUACUCUGACAGAACAGAGACCUGGAAUUUUUUUCCACCUUUCUUUGCUAAGACAAUCCAAUCAGGUCACACUUCACUCCUUGGGAAGAACUCCAGGGUGCGUCAGAACCCCAUCAUUCAUGGGCUUCUAGGGAACAUCUCCCUCCCUUUUAUCUGUAGGACAGCAUGUGUGAAUUCAUGCGAACGGGAGAAGGUGGCUGGACAUCCAGCCUGCUUCUUUCUCUAGGUAACAGGCUCCCUUCUAUCGGUCACAAUCAGUCAACAGUCAAAACAGCAAUUACGAUCUUCCAUGUUCCUCAGAGCUGCCUUCUCCUGAAGUUGCUUUGCACAUCUUGUUGACCAAUUUGGAAUUGAGAAGAGAAUGGAGUGGCCUACCUAACCUAGAAAUCUGUUCUACAUGUUUCCCCUAAAAACAGCACUGAAGAUGCAAAAGAUGAGGUCCCCCCCCCUUUUUUUGCUCUACAAGAAAGCAUGUACACACUAACACAGACACGCAUGCUCAUACACAUACGUCAGGAUCAAAGAACGUAGUUGGGAAAGCACAGGGAAAAGCUGGCCAGAGAAGAUACGGCCAUCUGAUCAGCUAAAGAUGUGGAAUGUUACAGUGAUGGCAUGGAAGUGGUUCUUGGUACAUACAAAAAGGGGGGUGGCCAGGCAGAGGGGAUGAUAAAUCCAGGAUAUCAGAGAGAGUCAGUGGCCAUGGAGGAGUUAAAGAUACAUUCCAGUUGGCUGGAGGAAAUGUUAUAUUAUGGAGUGGUCAUUUGAAGGAGGAUGGACUUGCAUGGUCCAGUGGAGGAACAUCUGCUUAGCAGGACACCUCCAUGGUCUGGUGUCUGUCUAGAACAUCAGGGGACUCAGAAGUUUCUUGAGUUCCAUCUAACUGAUUGCUGCUGACAGAUGGACUGAAGGCACUUUCUCCAGAGCCGAUGCUGCUCGUGGUUGAGUGGGUUUGUGAUCAGGUGAGCCAGGUCAUGCUGGCAGAUGGGAUGUAGCCCACUCCCUGCAAAAAGUACUUAAAGGCCUCGGUGAGCUUCCCUGGGCUGAACUACUUGGGGUAGUCCACCACAGUCUGCCGUCUUUAGCAAGGUUGUAUUUACAGGAUCCAGGUGAGAACUGCAUUCAACCACAGCCUCAACUCCAGGUGAAUUGUCACCUACCACCAAUAAAGUAGAACAGUUUAAUGUUUUUGAUUUGUUACCAUUUUGUCCCAGGAGGGUCUUCAAUCUCCAAGUCUUUGUAUCUGUUAUAAGAACUCAGAAAGAGCUAUAGGUUUUCUUGGUUGAUAUCUUGGGCAAUAUGCAGUCUGUAGGUUUGAAUCAGGUUCAGGUUGGCUUGCAAUUCUUCUUGCCCAAAGUGAUGAGCCAAAAUAAUGUCCACAACAUUGGUUGUCAAUCCUGAGAGUUUGGAAGCUGCCCAGUCAAUCCAGCCUUUAGCACAAGGGUCAACAUUAACGAGCACGAGACCUUCCACAAGCUUUGGGUGAUUGAGAGCAAAUCUGCUGAGGAUGUAAGCUCCAACUCCAACCCCAGUGAUGCUUUUGGAAUUUAAGUGGGUGAGAACAGAAGGUAGCAUUUGGGCCCGCUCAUCCAUUGUGGGGUACUGGUACCCAGUUGGGAAAGAGGGUGCACCUUCCUUCUGGUCUGGGGCAUCCACAUGACAGACAGCAAAGUGCUGGGUGAUUUCUUGCAUAUCCUCAAAGUUAAAGAAUGCAUUGAAACAGGAUUUAUGAUUGAGGCCAAUGUAUGGUAUAUCCAAUAAAUGGUCUGUUUCCCUUUGGUAAGCCUCUUAUAGUGACAUGGACCAUCCAUGAGUUGUUUCUAUAUCAUGUUCCUUGGAUUUUAUUCUCACCCUUUCUCAAAUGAUCUCCUUCUAAGUAAAUUAUAUCAAAUUUUGUUUUUGUUUUUGUCUUUUCGCUAUUUCUUUGGGCCGCUCCCGCGGCAUAUGGAGGUUCUCAGGCUAGGGGUUGAAUCGGAGCUGUAGCUGCCGGCCUGCGCCACAGCCACAGCAACACGGGAUCUGAGCCUCAUCUGUGACCUACACCACAGCUCACGGCAACGCCGGAUCCUUAACCCACUGAGCAAGGGCAGGGACUGAACCCACAACCUCAUGGUUCCUAGUUGGAUUCGUUAACCACUGCGCCACGACGGGAACUCCAAUUAUAUCAAAUAUUAACAGCAAUCCAGUUCAACUGGUUCAACCUGACAGUCAAAGUCCUGGAAGUUUCGUGUACCAUUCUUAUCAUUUAGAAGUAGUUUGAUCUCUGUGAGUUGAACAUCCUGAAAUUCAUCCAUGAGGACAAAUGAAUCAGUAACUCUGAGGCUCCAGCAGCUGCUGUCAGUGCAGCAGCCCCGGCAGUGCAAGUUGGGCGGGAGAGGCUCUGCAGGUACCCAUCUUUGAAAACAAAGCCAACCAUGAAGAUAAUUUAGAGUAGAUUUGCACAAAGUGUUAGGAAGAAGGAUGAGUCUUAAAUAUAUAUUUCACAGAUACACAGAACAAAUUAGUGGUUACCAGUGGGGAGAGGGGAGAGUGGAAGGGCAAGAUGGGGGAGGGGAUGAAGGGGUGCAAAUUGAUACAUUGUAAAAUAUAGCUAAUAUUCUGUAAUAAAUAUAAAUGGAGUAAACCUUUAAAAACUGAAACACUACCCUGUAUACUUGUAACAUAAAGUAUUGUACAUCAACUGUACUUCAAUUAAAAAAGAAAAAUACA
Molecule: messenger RNA, 6237 nt
Organism: Sus scrofa (pig)
Lineage: Eukaryota; Metazoa; Chordata; Mammalia; Artiodactyla; Suidae
Gene: TARS1
Product: threonyl-tRNA synthetase 1
Biological process (GO): threonyl-tRNA aminoacylation
Cellular component (GO): cytoplasm; mitochondrion
Molecular function (GO): threonine-tRNA ligase activity; ATP binding
Source: RefSeq, a predicted model, not a curated record